AUGGCUGUGCAAAGGUGGCUGGGCAAGAGAUACAGUUCCAAGAAGAAAUCAAGGAGCCAUGGCACGCAGAAGGACUCCCAGGAGAGGCAAGUGGCCUACACAACCAGUUUAUGCCCCCAGACUGCUGGGUGGAUGGCUUCCUCCAGACAAGCUUCACUGCCAGGGUCCAGGGCGCUCCUGCGCUUCUGCGAUGCCCCCGCACUCCCGCGGCCGCGCUUCGCGGUCGGGCUCUCCCGUCGCCUCCCCGCAGCCCGCUCCGCCGCGAGCCAGUACCUAGCCGGGCCGGGCGCGGGGCCCGGGCGAGGCCGCCAAGAUGGCCGACGCGCUCCGCAGCGCGCGGAUCACGCGGGAGGGCUGCCCUUGGCCUCCCGGGAAGCUGCCAAGGUUCCGCCGCCCUCCCUGGCGCUCUGCCCCGGCCGGCCUGCUGGGAUCUCCUUCCCGGCGCGCCCUUCAGCUCCUGGGGCCUCGCGAACCUUCCAGGCCCGAGGCCAUCCAGACGCGCGCACCAGGCCCGACCCGGGAGCGGAAGGCGCGACGCAGCCCAGAGGAGAGACAGGGGCCGGGGCUGCUCCGCGGCUCGGAACGCGAGGGGCGCGUGGGCCGAGGCUGCUGCCGGAGGCUGCGGCGUGGGACGAGAUCCUCGCUGCGGCUCAGGGCCUGGCCUCCCGCGGCCGCUGUCUCCCGGAAGCCCGCGGAAGCGGCGCGAUGGACGUGGCCACACUGCCCUCCAGUGGCCAGCCCGCCGAACGACACGCCCGGGCGCCGUUUGGGGGUCGGGGUGACGUGUCCACGCUCUGCCUUUUGCUCCAUUUGAAGGUGGGGUUUGUUCCUCCGUGGUUCCUCUUACAGGCCGCCAAAGCUGCCCUCUGCCACAGUGCACACUGACCCAACAGCAGGUCCAGGAUCCAGUGAGCAUUCGUAAGCACCUACUAUGUGCUCUGCACCAGGAUCACUGCAGUGCUGUGUGAGACAUGGCACAAAGGGGCCAGCCGGCCCUCGGAGGCUCCAAGCACCCUGGAGGGCAGGUAAGUGGAGUCCACCCUCCCGGCCCCAGUGUCAGCUCCAGCCUGCUGUGUGCGCUCCUACUCUGCCCAAAUGUCCCUGGGACCGCUCUUUGCAGUUGGGCCAGGCUGACAAAUGGCAGCGGCAAUUCUAGUGUGCAAAUGCUUCUUACUUGGUAUCAACACCAGCUUGAUGGCAGGGGGUGGGAUGAGCACCAACCACUGCUCUUUAUCCCUCGUGCUCCAACAAGGAGGUACCAUCCCAUUAGUCCUGUUCCCUGCUCAGUCCCUUCUGUCCCCAGUUUUCACAUCUGAGAAGUGUGGAGCGGGGAAGAGUUGUGUUAGAUGAUCUCCAAGGGUUUUUGGACCAUGUCUAGCCCACCAGUGCUCUGUGGGAGAGAUGGACAAGAACAGCCCUGCCCACUGACCCCAUGACCCUAGCGUUAUGCAAAGCAAGGCCUUUGGCAUUAACGGACUCCAGGUUGGGGGAUGGGAGAGGGGAGCAGCUGAAAAACAAUGUGCAACUUUAGAAUCAAAUCAGUCCAACUCUGUUCCUGACUCUGUGAUCACCGGCAAGUGGUUUUUAAUCUUUCUGAGCCUCAGUUUCCUCAUCUGAGAGAUGGGAAUCCCAUGAUACCUAUCUCAUGGGGCUGUUCUGAAGAUUACUGAUAACAGCUACCACUUAGCAAGUGCUUGAUCCGUGCCAGGCACCACACUGAGAGCUUCCCGUCCACUCCAUGAGGGCAUGUGCAGAAGUGCUGGCCCUGUGCCAGCAAGAAGUAGGGCUCCACAUGGUUGUUAUUCUGUGACAGCCCUCCUGCUCUGCAUAAAUAUAUUUAACAGGCAAAGGCUUCGUAAGCCCUUGGCACAUAAUAAGCACUCAAUAAACAGUGGGCUUUAUUACUAGCCAGAGAGAAGGGACUCUUGUGAGGAGGUCCUACAGAAGGAGAAAUAUGGAGGAGUGGCUGACCCAAGAUGAUGGCUCACACACCUCUCCCAGGAGGGUCAGCCCCAUGCCUAGCUAGGCAGUUCCCUGGCUAGGACUAGGAUGGCAGCUCUUACUCACUCUUCCCAGAGAGUAGCUAAUUAGCCUCCCAGCAGCCAGGAGCUCCUCAGAUGAAAGGUGCUUAAUACAAGCUCAAGGCGUAACCCCCAUAUUUAUAACUAAGGUUCCCUGGGGUGAGGAAGGCCCCAGGGCAGAGAGACAGGCCAGAUCAGGGCCUCGCCUUGUUUAUGACGGAGGUUCCCAGGGAAGAGAGCCGGCUGGGGUGGCUGUGAGCCUGAGAAAGGGCUCUGGGUGGUGGGUGUGGGCUGCAGAGGGAGCCCCUCCCUAGGAGUGGGCGGGGCCCAGUGGCAGAGGAGGCAGAGUGAAUGCUUCAGGGCCCAAGCUGUCUCCCAGAGUGGGAGCUCCAAGGUCAGGAGACAGCCUAGGAUAGGGUAGAUCAAUGUGAGGCUCUGCUCCUGGGCUGCCAGGUCAGAAUUCCAGUUUUGCUAUGGCCAUUCCAAGUCCCAGAGCCUCAGCUUCCUCAUCUGUAAAAUGGGGAUAAUGGUAACAUUGACCUCACAGCUAUUUACUGACAACACUUAGUACAGACAGGACCUGGCACCCACUAUGUAAAGAAUGAGGAUUCAUGCAUUUGCUCAUUCAACAGAUAUGUAUUGAGCACCUGCUGUGUGCCAGGCACUGGGUGUUAGAAAUACAG
Molecule: messenger RNA, 2704 nt
Organism: Sapajus apella (tufted capuchin)
Lineage: Eukaryota; Metazoa; Chordata; Mammalia; Primates; Cebidae
Product: collagen alpha-1(I) chain-like
Exons: 3
Coding region: 1-885 (294 amino acids)
Source: RefSeq, a predicted model, not a curated record